AGAAAGGCAGAGGCUUCGAAAAUCAUGCAGAAGUAUCCGGACAGACUACCAGUGAUUGUGGAGAAGGCCAUAAAGAGUGACAUUCCUAACAUUGACAAGAAUAAAUACCUUGUCCCUGCUGAUACUACUGUUGGACACUUAACAUCUGUUGUUCGCAAGAGGAUGAACAUCAGUGCAGAAAAGGCUAUAUUUAUCUUUGUCAAGAACGUAUUACCUCCCACAGCUGCCUUGAUGUCUGCAAUCUAUGAAGAAAACAAGGAUGAUGAUGGAUUCCUUUACAUGACUUACAGUGGAGAGAAUGUUUUUGGAUCUCUUUGAGAAGAAAGAGCAAAUGUGAGAACUUUAACAUGUAGAUUCUGGACAGCCGGAGGCAACAAUCUGCCUAUCUACUAUAGUUCAAAAUUUUUAUGACAUCCCUUAGAAUUGGUUUACCAAAUGUUAUUUAU
Molecule: messenger RNA, 446 nt
Organism: Argentina anserina (silverweed cinquefoil)
Lineage: Eukaryota; Viridiplantae; Streptophyta; Magnoliopsida; Rosales; Rosaceae
Product: autophagy-related protein 8C-like
Exons: 3
Coding region: 25-318 (97 amino acids)
Biological process (GO): cellular response to nitrogen starvation
Source: RefSeq, a predicted model, not a curated record